UUUUGACAUCCAUUUAUUUUAUGGUUAUGUUCAAAUCGAUGUGCUAAAGAAAAAAACCUCAACAAUUUUUUUUGGGUACUUUUUCGAAGUUUUCCAUAACUAUUUUAUAAAUAAAUUCAAAAUGUUGGCCCGAAUAGUGAAAUCAACACAAAUUGGAAGUGUUGUACUUCGACAGUAUCCACGAGUGACAGUUUGUUCACAAGUAAAACAUUUUAGUGAUAAAGUUGACGAAGCAGCAGCAAAUACCAGUUCAAAUGAGGAAAAAGUUGAGACAAACAAUAAAUUGGGCUCAUUUGCCAAGGCAUUUAUAGAACUCGAAAAGAUUAACGAAGAAAAAGAACCGGCUCCAGUUGUUCAAGUGCCCUUUAAAAAAUUGCUGAAAGAUUCCAAAUUUAUUGAUCUGGGCGAUCCAUUGAAUAAAGUCGUGUCAGGUGAAAUUGUGCAAGUAGUCAACGAUGAUUUAUACAUUGAUUUUGGAUGGAAAUUCAACUGUGUAUGCAAUCGACCAAAAAGGAAUGGAGAAAAAUAUGUUCGUGGAGCCAAAGUAAAGCUACGUGUGACAGAGCUCGAGCUAUCAUCACGAUUUUUGGGCGAAGAAAAGGAUUUAACCAUAUUAGAAGCUGAUUGUAAAUUAAUUGGUUUAAUUUCAUCACCAGUGAAGUCAAGCUAAAGCAUCGAAUUCAAAUGAUUUAUUAGAAAUAAAAUUUAUAUUCAAAAUAAAAACGAAAA
This is a messenger RNA of Contarinia nasturtii (swede midge), 729 nucleotides long. It is a transcript of the gene mRpS28, whose product is annotated as 28S ribosomal protein S28, mitochondrial. The record is from RefSeq and is a predicted model, not a curated record. Gene Ontology annotation, cellular component: mitochondrial small ribosomal subunit. Lineage: Eukaryota; Metazoa; Arthropoda; Insecta; Diptera; Cecidomyiidae. The transcript is spliced from 3 exons. The coding region runs from base 122 to 670 and encodes 182 amino acids.